Molecule: messenger RNA, 460 nt
Organism: Heterobasidion irregulare TC 32-1
Lineage: Eukaryota; Fungi; Basidiomycota; Agaricomycetes; Russulales; Bondarzewiaceae
Exons: 1
Coding region: 232-399 (55 amino acids)
Source: RefSeq, a predicted model, not a curated record
UCUCACCCUACUAUCACAAUUCGCACCGCAGCAGAACGCAGCAGAACGACGUCGAUGAGCAUUACGGUGUGCUGUGCUGCGCCUGCUGGGCAGUGUGUAUGUAUUACAGUGUGGAUGUGAACUCGUACGGUAUGCACAGCCGUCGGUUUACCAAUGGGCUGCCUUGCCUGGCUUCCUAUCCAGUUGGGCAGAGAAGCCCGCAUAUCAUCCAUCAUUUGGACGGGACGCUGCAUGUUGGAGUUUGCUCUUGAGUUGUAUCAUGUCGGACGAGAGGGAGCAGGGAAGCCGCCUGGAGUGAUGAUGCUGCGUGUGGGGAGUACGGCGAGGCGCGAGGCGCGAGAGUCUGAGUCUGGCAAGGUGCGACGCGGCGCAACGCAUCUGAGACGAGCGCGGGGCUGAUUGCGGUGCACGCUGUAUCCGAGGGGAAGGCGCGAUGCGCGCGGCGGCGGGACAUGGAGAU